Messenger RNA from Eublepharis macularius, 699 nucleotides. Its product is annotated as vitelline membrane outer layer protein 1-like. The record is from RefSeq and is a predicted model, not a curated record. NCBI's taxonomy places the organism in Eukaryota, Metazoa, Chordata, Lepidosauria, Squamata, Eublepharidae. The transcript is spliced from 5 exons. Bases 1 to 699 code for a protein of 232 amino acids.
AUGUCAACCAAAAACAAAGAGGAACUCAUUAAGAACAGAAGAGAAAGUAAACCUCCAUGUUCAUACGCACUAGCAGAACGCUGGUUGGAUCUAAUCCAUAGAACCCACGUUGUAAAGCCUGUUCUUCUGUCACCUGCUUGGCCACCCAGUGCCAAAGCUGUUCACUACCGCAUAAUUAUGUAUUAUGACAAUGAUGAUGACGAUGACGACGACGACGAUGACCGCAGUGUGCUUACAUACUGCCCUCCGGGACAGAUUAGUGCAACACUCAGAGCAUUGCCAAAGGAGCAUGGAAGACUAAUUGAUGAUACUGGUAUAAAUGGCAUUCGCCUGCAUUGUUCAGAUGGUACAUUCAUUACGUCUUCAGUGGGCCGGUUUGGCACCUGGUCUGAUAAACAGUUCUGCUGGUUUGGCUUUCUGGCUUCAUUCUCACUCCGAGUGUCACCACCCCAAGGAAUUGGCGAUGAUACAGCAGCCAACAACAUCAAGUUUAAAUGUGAAGAUGGAAUCAUUUUGGAAGGAAGUGGACCAGAAUGGGGUACAUAUGGUGCAUGGAGUGACUCCUGUGAACCGGGUGCCAUGUGUGGGCUUCAGACAAAGGUGGAAUACCCCAAGGGGGCUGCUGCGCUGGAUCGUACUGAACUCAAUGAUGUAAAGUUUUUCUGUUGUGAAUAUUUAAUGCCUACUCCUCUGUAUUGA